This is a messenger RNA of Fomitopsis serialis, 1983 nucleotides long. RefSeq lists its product as uncharacterized. Gene Ontology annotation, cellular component: signal recognition particle, endoplasmic reticulum targeting. The coding region runs from base 82 to 1983 and encodes 633 amino acids. Gene Ontology annotation, molecular function: 7S RNA binding; signal recognition particle binding; endoplasmic reticulum signal sequence receptor activity. The transcript is spliced from 5 exons. The record is from RefSeq and is a predicted model, not a curated record. Lineage: Eukaryota; Fungi; Basidiomycota; Agaricomycetes; Polyporales; Fomitopsidaceae. Gene Ontology annotation, biological process: SRP-dependent cotranslational protein targeting to membrane.
GUUUUGGCUUGCGACCACGACCAUCUCCGCGAACCUUCGACUGCCAUCAAGGACCUUCUAGCGCGGUCUCGUAUAUUCUGCAUGGCUCAGACAUCCGCCGACUCGAAAGUCGGCUUCCAAGCGCUUUUGCUCGCGAACGAGCAGCGCAAUGCGUAUGGGUUGCGGUACAAUGACUAUGGACGCUACAGGAAACAUUGCGGGAACCGGACCCAUCGCUUGCGGUCGUCCAUAAAGAUGACCCAUGGCAAAGGUCGCGAGUUCAAGAAGCUGCCUCCGCUCAAGCUCGACGCAAUCAAUGAUGGACACCUACAGCUACUCUUCUUCGAGGCGGAACGAGCCUGGGCUUACUCUCAAGAGCUCAACCUCCAGGCAAACCAAGCGACCACGAACCCGAAGGGCGCUGCCGUCAAGGGUCAUGACGAUAGCCCUUCUGCUCUGCGCCGACAUGCAACAUCUCGUCUACGGCGCGCUGUCCACUGGUCGACCCAACUGCUCUCGCAUUGCCAGACGCUCUACUCUUCAGGUCGUCUCUCCUCAGACGACCUUGCACAGGCCACCGUGUACACCCUAAUUAUUAACGGACGGCUUUUACGACACCGCUACGAAUUUGAGGACGCACUCGUCCAGAUGAGUGUCGCUCGUAGCCUCCUGGACGAGCUAGCAAGCAAGGCGGCUACGAGCCGCGACCAGGCGCUCGCAACAGCCUUCGCAGACGAGAUUGGCCCUGAAAUCCGCCACUGUGCACACGAGAUGCGUCGGCCCAACUCGUAUGACGUCGACGCGAUUGUGGCAGACGUUGCACCGAAGCAUCGGAACCAGCUCGUGGAGGGUUGCGACAAGCUGUUGGCCAGCUUGGGCAGGGAGGCGGAGAGCGCAGGACAUGGUAGGCAGAAACUGGAGACGUUGAUGUGGGAGGACGAGCCGGUGCCGGUGAGGAACCCCGAGCUUGUGGGCGUCUUUUUGCGCGCACAGGAGGCGGAGAAACGGCUGAAGGAGGCGGAAGGGAGCAAAAAAAGGGGCCGGGCGGGAAAGGGCACUCGCUCAAAGCGUGGCGUUGCCGCAUACGAUGCCAUUCUCUCCGCACUCAGCGAUGCCGAGGAAGUAGCGCGUAAACUGGUCGAGGCUCAACAACUGACAGGGUCGACCUCAGCCGCUCCCGCUGCUGGCACGCGCGAUAUCGCCUUUGUGCACGCGUUCAUCGUGUAUCAACUACUAUCCUACCGCAUCCAGCGCGAUCUGCUGCUCAUCUCUACGCUCCUCCAUCAGUCGCAGACACCCCACACGUCGAAAGUUAGCAGCACGUCGAAGCCUCGCAAGGAGCACGUCGACGCACGUCUUUACCCAGCGGUCGUCAAGCUUCUCGACACUGUCAUUCAAAGUCUCGAGCAGAUGCGCACCCUCACAAUCGUGGAUGAGAGCCCGGACUUGGCGUCGGCAGUGGAGGCACGACAAGAAUUCUCGAAGGCUCGGAGAUGCCGCUACCUCGCGCGGUCUUAUGCUCCCCUCAAGAAAUACGCAGAGGCGCUUACGCUCACGCAGCAUGCGAGCAUACACCUGCGGUCGGCACACUCUACCUUAUCGAUUCUGGCCGACAGCGAUAGCGACCCGAUUACGUUCUACCCACUGCUCGCAGAGGACGUAGAUCAACUCGACGCGGAAGUGGCAGAGGACAGCACGGAGUACAAGCGCGAUUGGUUCGCGUACAACGGCGGUUCCGUCGAUGAAGAGGCCCGGAAGACGUACAAGAAGCCGUUAUUCUUUGACAUUGCACUGAACUACGCCAAUCUCGACAUGGACCGACUGCAGGAGCGUGCGGGUAAGGUAGUCGGGAAAGUGCCACAGGCUGCUGCAGCUCCGGUAAUCGAGAAGAAGGUAACGGCCCGGGCUAAGGAGGAGAUUGAGAGGGCGCCGACUCCAGAACCGUCCGCUCCGUCGGGAAGUGGUUUGACUAGUUUGCUCGGAGGCUGGUGGGGCAGGAAGUAA